Owenia fusiformis is the source of this 410-nucleotide messenger RNA. NCBI's taxonomy places the organism in Eukaryota, Metazoa, Annelida, Polychaeta, Sabellida, Oweniidae. The record is from the annotation of a GenBank genome assembly.
AUUUAUAAUAUUUAUCGCUUUUGUGCAUACAGCACAACUCAUACAGACAGCUGUUGCCAUUGAUGUUCUUGAGGUACCUUGGAAUGGGAGAAUGAUAGACGUGCACUAUCCGAGCGAAAACCACCAAGGGCCAUUCAGACGAUCAGACGAUUGUGAGACUGGGUUUUUAAAGCCAACGGUAGGGCGCAAUGAUACAUGCUACAUGUUUGUCUUGACUAAUUUGACAUGGUCGGAAGCCAAUGUCUUUUGCACGACAGCCAAUGGUGAUGGAUUAUUGACUAUUGAGGACGCGGAUGAUCAACUAGUGAUAACCGGAUACAUAUCAACUACGAAAGGACUAAGGGCGGAGCGUGGACGCAUUUCAACAUACUACACAAGUGGACACCGUUUGCUAGAUGGACAAACAUGGG